UUUCCCUGCGGAUCGCGGGGACGAGGAGUGUGCAGCUCGGCAGAGGCUCGAUCAAACCGACGCUUCAACCUGAGACUGUCCGGAGCCGAGCGGAGGAGAGGGGUCGUUUUAUUUAAGAACCGGAUGAACAUAGUUACACCUUGUUUUUUUAUCAAGCACUGAGGAAGAAGUGUGUGUGUGUGAGGAACCAUGCGGGGAUGGAGAAGUGAUGCUGCCGAGUUUUGCUGAAGCUUCCUCCGGGGCGGUGCUGCCGCUCAUCCCGCUGCUGGCUCGUCUUUUUCUGGGAGUGACAUCAAAGUUUCCUCGGGGUGAUUUUAUUCUCCAGGUUCGGUUCACGUGCUUUCCAGUCAGAUCUCAGCUGUGUUGAAUGACUGGAGGUUUUAAUAUCUAAUCCGACACUGAGCGGACACUGCAGACUCUCAGAGGAGCUGACACCAGGACACAGAGGAGAUGAACUUUGGACAUUUACUACUUGUGACUGUGUCAUUCAUCCACAUCGCUUCAGGGUCCCGGGCACGGUUUGAGGACAGCGCACCUCGCAUAGUGGAGGACCCCUCGGAUUUGAUUGUCUCCAAGGGGGAGCCCGCCACCCUCAACUGCAAGGCAGAGGGCCGACCCACUCCCAGCAUCGAGUGGUACAAAGAUGGCGAGCGUGUGGAGACUGACAAAGACGACCCGCGAUCCCACCGCAUGCUUCUGCCCAGUGGCUCCCUCUUCUUCCUGCGCAUCGUACACGGACGACGGAGCAAACCAGAUGAGGGCGUCUACACCUGUGUGGCCCGCAACCACCUGGGAGAUGCCAUCAGUCGUAAUGCUUCUCUGGAAGUUGCCAUCCUGAGAGAUGAUUUCCGGCAGGCGCCGAGUGAUGUGGUGGUGGCUGCUGGCGAGCCUGCGGUGUUAGAGUGUGUGCCUCCACGUGGUCAUCCCGAACCCACCGUGUCCUGGAAACGCAACAACGCCCGAGUCAGCGCCAAGGAUGAUCGCAUCGCUAUGCGCGGCGGCAAACUGAUGAUAUCUCACACCAGGAAGAGCGAUGCCGGCAUGUACGUUUGUGUGGGCACGAAUAUGGUCGGAGAGAGGGACAGCGAUCCUGCCGAGCUGGUGGUGUACGAGCGGCCCGUGUUGGUACGGAGGCCGGUGAACCAGGUGGUGAUGGAGGAAGAGACGGUGGACUUUCUGUGCGAGGUCCACGGAGAUCCCCCUCCCACCGUGCGAUGGCGCAGAGAGGAAGGAGAGCUGCCCCGCGGGAGGUUUGAAAUCCGCAACGGCAACAGCCUCCGUUUGAUCCGCGUGAAGGAGCAGGACGAGGGGACCUACACCUGCACUUCUGAAAACAGCGUGGGCAAGACGGAGGCGUCGGCCAUGCUGCAGGUCCACGUUGGCCGGUUCCUUCCACCUCAGAUUGCCGCGAAGCCCCGAGACCAGAUUACCACCCAGGGGAUGAGCGUCACCUUUCAAUGUGGCACCACAGGAAACCCUCCACCUGCCAUCUUCUGGCAGAAAGAGGGCAGCCAGAUGUUGUUGUUCCCUGGUCAGCCGCCGUCACAGUCUGGUCGUUACUCUGUGUCCAUGAGCGGAGAGCUGACCAUCACUGACGUCCACCCCGAGGACUCUGGUUUCUACAUCUGCCAGGCCAUCAGUGUCGCAGGAAGUGUGCUGACCAAGGCCCUGCUGGAGGUGGAAGGAGGCCCUUCAGGUCGUGUACCACCGAUCAUUCGCCAAGGUCCGGCCAAUCAGACCGUAUCUCGGGGUGCGACGGCGCAGCUGCACUGCCGUGUAAUAGGAGGACCUUCAGUCAAGAUUUCAUGGGAGAAAGAUGGAGAGAGACUUCAGGGAAAUAAACCAAGACUGACCUUGAUGGAGAAUGGCACUUUGCAAAUCGCAGACAUAAAGGACACAGACUCCGGGUCGUACAUGUGCGUAGUAUCCAGCGUCACGGGGGAGACGAGCUGGAGUGGGAUGUUGACUAUCAGAGAAGAUGGAUUUUCUUCAGUAUCCAGAGUUUCUGAGUUCAUCCAGCUUCCAGGACCUCCACAGAAGCCUGUCGUGACAGAGGUGACCAAAAACACUGUCACCCUCACCUGGCAGUCCAACCCUCAUGAAGGCGGGGCCGCUGUCACCUCCUACGUGAUCGAAGCUUUCAGCCAAUCAGUGGGCAGCACCUGGCAAACGGUAGCGGACCAUGUGAGGCAGGAGAGGCACACAGUGGUCGGACUCUUCCCCAACACGGUUUAUCUCUUCAUUGUCCGAGCUGUCAACUCGUAUGGCCUAAGUGACCCCAGCCCGAUAUCUGAGCCUGUCAGGACACAAGAUGGGAGUCCCACAGAGCAGGGCGUGGACCACAGACAGGUGCAGAGAGAUUUAGGGGAGGUGUCUGUCUACCUGCAGAAGCCUGUGGUUCUCUCUCCUUCCAGCACCAGGAUUUCUUGGACUGUCGCCCGUCAGUCUCGGUAUGUUCAGGGUUACCGAAUAUUUUACCGCACUAUCGGCAACUCCUGGUUGGUCCAGGAUGUGGAGGCCACCUCUGACAACAGCGCCAUCUUAGUAGAUCUACAGAGCAGCUCUGAGUAUGAGGUCAAGAUACGACCUUACUUCAAUGAGCUACAGGGACAUGACAGCCUCAUGGUUCUGCUGCGUACACCCGAGGAGGUUUUAAGUGCUCCUCCACCGGGUGUAUCAGUGGUGCAGCUCACUAACAGCUCCAGUAUCAGUGUAUCCUGGGAGCCUCCACCUCAUAAUAUUCAGAGUGGUAUCAUUCGGGAGUACAAGGUCUGGUGUCUGGGCAGUGGAGUGGAUGAGGAGAACCAGAUCAACCGAACUGUGGAUGGAGCUGUUCUGUCCAUCCUGCUGACGGGCCUGCUGCCUGGCGUCCGCUACUCUGUCACGGUGGCUGCUGUCACCAGCCUGGGUGUGGGCGCUCAAAGCCCGCCUGUCAGCCUGCUUCUCACUGUCCCACUGGACAAGACUUCAACGUCUGUGAAGAAAGAUGGUAGUCUCACCAUAUCAGAGCAGAUCACAAGCGUAGUGCGCCAGCCGGCCUUCAUCGCAGGACUGGGCGUGGCUGCGUGGUUGGCGCUGACGGGCUUCAGUGGUUGGCUGUACUGUCGCCACCGCAGGAGGAAGCAGCUGGGACACUACACCACAUCCUUCGCAUACACACCAGCAGUUGGCUUUGCUCACAGUGAAGGAUCCGGAAUCAUAAACGGAGGGCCUGGCUUGCUGGGAUCAAACAUGGGUAACUACCCCUGGCUGGCCGACUCUUGGCCGACUCCGAACCUCACUCACAACAGCAAAGACUCUGUGAACUGCUGCUCUGGCAAACUGGACUCAGAUAGAUAUUAUAACAUCCUUUGUUGUUCAGCAGUUGGUAUCACAAACUACCCGACCCAGUCAGAGAAACUCAGCACAGCGUCCAACGACAGUCCCAUCUACAGCACCAUCAACACAGCUGCUGAGGAUGACCUGCUGGCCUAUUAUGACACCUACUCCAGCACAUCCUACAUCCAGGGUCCAGACCCAUACAGCAGCAACCCGGUGCUGUCAAACAGUGGACUCGUGGGUCUGGGGCAGGACCUGGACCAGUGGACCAUCCAGUCUGGACAGUCUGGGUCUGAAUAUGCUAAGCUCCAGUACACCAAGAAAAGCAACGACAAACUGGCAAAGCAGAAGUCGACUGGAUCCUCAUCCAAGCCAGCUCCUCUCACCUGGGUGGAUGUUUUGUCGCUUCCUCUCCCUCCCAACAAAGACAUGGGUCGCAGAAAGACAGACAAAGGAGACGGGCAACACAGCUCUGAGGAGGAGGACGAAGACUGGUGUCCUCCGUUGCCUGCCAGAACCUACCUGAUGGACGCUUCCAGGGAGGAAAUCUCCAGCCUGCCUUCAAAAACAGACGAUCUGUCUUACGCAGCGACAUUGAUGGCCUUUCCUCAGCGAGACACACACAAGCCCAGCAACAGUCCGCGACUGCACAGCUUCGACCUCUUGACCCGCCAACACUUGGGUUCCCAGGUGUCCCAGUCCAACCCAGAUCUAUUUACCAACAAGGCCCGGGACGUCAGCGAGUUGUACCACACCAACCAAUGGGCAGACAAUUUCAAAGGGGAGAGCAACAGCAAAAGACCAUCUCCUGCUGCAGCUGCCGAGUCGUGUCCUGGAGCCCAGACGCACAGAUCCAGGAGUAAGAAGAAAACGCCCAAGGAAGGACAACUCAAGCGAGAGCUACACAGCCACACAGAACUCCCCCCUCCCCCGGCCCUGCCCCCUACAGAUGACUCGCUGCAGCUCUUGGCAGAGGUUUUGAGCCGCGGACGAACGGACACGGAAAGAAAAGGGGCCAGCGACUCACCUACUCUUCAGAGGAGGGGAGAACAAUUCUCACCGCAAAGAAGAGGACCGACAAAUUGUUCAUCGCAGGAUGAAAAUGUAAUCCCAUAUGGACAGUCCAGCUUCCUGCCCAAGGUCCAGAUGUCAGGCGGUGAAGUGUUCCCUCGACCCUCCGCUGCCACCUUUAGGGGAGAUGAGAACCUCAUGUGAACAGAAGUGGGCCUUGUUUUCCUGUCUUUGAUUUCCUGUCUUUGCAAACCUUCAAUCUGUUGCCAUGGUAUCUAACAAAAAACUGAGGACAAAAGGGAAAGCGUCAAGGCUCUCCAUCUGCCUUUUCACCAACUAUUUUUUAUUAUUUUUUAUCAUUUGAAUGAUUUGAUUAUUAUUUUUUGUGAUUCACUUCAACCCUUCUCCUUGUAUAUAGACAUAUUUGCAAUUUUUAAAAGAUGUGAUGAGAUAUAUUACUAAAAUAAAUCUGGGGGGGAAAGUAUUGUAUUUUUAGGCAAUGAGAAGUAACUGUAACUUUGACAUUAUUGUACAGCUGAUUAUUGAAUGUAUCUUCUGUUUACUCCUUACCAUUAAAACCAUGAUGGUGUGUGUGUUCGAUUAAAGACUGGAAAAGAAGCAGAGGAUUCGGUAAUAACUCAUCAUGUUGGUGUGGGUGUGUUUGAGUGUGCGUGUCAGUGCAUGUGCGUAGUGUUUGUGUGUGCUACUGUUUUUAAUCUGUCAUCUCUGUGUGACUGUGCUGUGGUUUUCCUGUAGAUCACCAGUGUGUUAUCAAGCUUUUUAAACUGACCAAUAAAACAUUUGUUACAAAA
Messenger RNA from Paralichthys olivaceus (Japanese flounder), 5141 nucleotides. NCBI's taxonomy places the organism in Eukaryota, Metazoa, Chordata, Actinopteri, Pleuronectiformes, Paralichthyidae. The record is from RefSeq and is a predicted model, not a curated record.